This is a messenger RNA of Anguilla rostrata (American eel), 4650 nucleotides long. It is a transcript of the gene pard6b, whose product is annotated as par-6 partitioning defective 6 homolog beta (C. elegans). The record is from RefSeq and is a predicted model, not a curated record. NCBI's taxonomy places the organism in Eukaryota, Metazoa, Chordata, Actinopteri, Anguilliformes, Anguillidae. Gene Ontology annotation, biological process: regulation of cellular localization; establishment or maintenance of cell polarity; centrosome cycle. Gene Ontology annotation, cellular component: nucleus; apical plasma membrane; cell cortex. The transcript is spliced from 3 exons. Gene Ontology annotation, molecular function: protein binding. The coding region runs from base 326 to 1459 and encodes 377 amino acids.
UUGAAAGCGAGGCUGCCGGGAGCAGUUUCCUGGGUGCGUAUAGCGUCACUGUACUGGUUAGUAGUACUAUGUAGCUAUAUGUAUGAGAGGGCAGAGAGGGAGGGUGAGAGUUUGGGUUUGGAAGCAGGUUGUUGUCAGGCGGAGGCGUCGAUAUUCUCGGAGGAGGAAUACGGCGAUAUAGCUACCUGAGAGGCCGAAGAUAUAGAUACGUACUUGGAAUAGUACUAGGGGACCAUUAGGUGUAUAAAGGAGGACCACAAGUCGGACUACGGCAAGCCCCGGUGGAGGGCAAGAGUGAGCUGUAGCGGGGUCCUGGUUUUAAAAGAUGAACAAAAAUCACCGAGUGCCGAGCAACCGAACUCUAAGCGCCGUGGAGGUGAAGAGCAAGUUUGGUGCCGAAUUCCGUCGGUUCUCCUUGGAUCGCUCGAAGCCGGGUCGAUUCGACGAGUUCUACGGGCUUUUGCAGCACGUGCACCGCAUUCCCAAUGUAGACCUGCUGGUGGGCUACGCCGACAUCCACGGAGACCUGUUGCCCAUCAACAAUGACGACAACUACCACAAAGCCAUCUCCACCGCCAGCCCGCUGCUGCGCCUCUUCCUGCAGAGAAAAGAGGAAGCGGAUUACUCGGCGUUUGGGACGGACUCCCUCCCCCGUAAGAAGACGGUCCUCUCCACCGUGCUCCUGAGGCCCGACAACAACCGCAAGAAGCCGGCGGUGCUGAUCAGCCUGCCGCGCGACUUCCGGCCCGUGUCCUCCAUCAUCGACGUGGACAUCCUGCCGGAGACGCACCGCCGCGUGCGGCUCUACAAGCACGGCCAGGAGAAGCCGCUGGGCUUCUACAUCCGGGACGGCUCCAGCGUGCGCGUCACGCCGCAGGGCCUGGAGAAGGUUCCGGGCAUCUUCAUCUCGCGCAUGGUGCCCGGCGGGCUGGCGGAGAGCACCGGGCUGCUGGCCGUCAACGACGAGGUGCUGGAGGUCAACGGCAUCGAGGUGUCGGGCAAGUCCCUGGACCAGGUGACGGACAUGAUGAUCGCCAACAGCCACAACCUCAUCAUCACCGUCAAGCCCGCCAACCAGCGCAACAACGUGGUGCGCCACAGCGGGGCGUCGGGCAGCUCGGGCCACUCCUCCGACAGCGGGGCCAGCCGCUACGGCUUCCAGGCGCCCGCCUCCGCCGCUGCCACCCACGCCGCCCCCACCCACAUCAUUCAGAACUUCGGCCUGGACGAGCUGGACAGCGACGAGGACGACGAGGACCUGGUGAUGGAGGUGGGCGAGGAGGCCAGGCCCAUCGCCCGCGCCUCCUCCUCCUGUAGCAGUGUGCCCUCGCUGAUCCGCUACGAGCCCCACCUGGGCCUCCGCUCCAACGGCGCCGUGGCCGGCAGCGCGGGCUCACUGAGCAUGCCCGAGAAGGAGCGGCCGGGCCUGGAGGAGGACGGGACGGUCAUCACGCUGUAGAGACGCACUGACAUCAUACACGAGGUACUAAGCUGUAGAGACGCACUGACAUCAUACCCGCGGUACUAAGCUCUUAUCGAGAGCAGGUUCCUGUGUUCUUCCAGUGGUGGAUGCUGAGAGCGUUUUCAUCACUGUCUUGGGCUGUAAAUGAAUGCACAUGUCUGCAAGCUCUCAUUUCCCCUUCAUCAAAAACAAGGUGUUAGACAAUAGACAACAAAACAUAUGAUUAAAAAAACUACAUUUACACAGAUGAUAUUGACAAUCUGAUAUCUCCUUGAUACUUUUGACUGAAGUCCUCUACAUGAGUCAUGUGAUUGCGGCAUGCAAAUUGUAAUGAAAAAUUACUUCCAUAGCAUAAAUUACUAUAGCGUGUAUGACCAAGGAAAUGUAGGGUCUGCAAUAAUCUUAGUCUGGGUGAGGACUACAAUUAAGGAUGUUGGGUUUAGCAUCUGACUGGAUAUUUUCUACCACUGUUGUCUUUUCUUGUCUUAAUAUUAUUCUGAGGAAGAAUUUAUUUUUAAAAAUGUUAAACACAUAUGUUAAGCUAUUCCAUUUCCAAUAACCACUAAUCUUUAAAAUCAGUUUAUUUGACUGGAUGUUUAUUCCACUCUUCCACUCUUCAUUCUUUCAAUCCCCCCCCCCCUCCUGUGUUGCCAGGUACUUUCUGCUCCCAGCACAAUGAUCCAAGAUUACCUUAAGAAACUAAUUCAAGUCCCCAGUUUUAAUGUGAAAAACACAUCUGUAUACUUGCUGAAUCUGAUACGUUUGUCCUCUUGAUCAUUAUGCUGUAGAAAGUUUUUCUCCAGUUUUUCUAUGUUUUUGACUCGGUGUCAGUUCUUUUAUUUUUUAUUUUUUAAGUUAAUGCCAAGGGCUGCUCCCCUGCCUUUGAAAAAUAACUGUAAUUGCAAGAACAAUACAUAGAACCUGACCCCCUCCAAGAGGAGUUAGGUUUCAUUCCUAUGGCACAGCAUGUUCCCUCUGUGGACAGUCUGAUUCACCUGAUAGCUUAGUCAUAGUCAUGGACAAACUCUAUGGUCCAAAUGAUAAAGCCUCCACCAUAGAUAUAGAAGCACUAGAUUGUUUUUUUGUUGUUGUUUUUUUCAAAGUAUUUAGAAACUGGCCUAUUGUAUGGUUAGAAUGUAAAGUGCAUCUAAUCACCAAUUGAAUUCAAUCCCAGCGUACAUUCUGUCUGCAUACAUAGUAAAGUUUAUUCUGUGGUCCAGUUUAAUUCACAUUCAGAAGUGAGACAAAUAUAUUAGCUGUAGGUAAAGGUUUUGCACAAUUUCAUUGUUUUGAGAUAUUAAACAUUGAAGAGGAUUGGAGUAGCAAUAGAAAACAAGCUCUAAUCAAGCACUUUAAAUUUUCAGUAUCAAAGUAUCAAGUCUGAAUACAUGCAUCAGCUGAGGGAUGACUCCAGGACCAACUGGUGAGAAGCAGUGCCACCAUAAACCAUAGUUGAUAUUCAUUAGCGAUGUAUACAUUUUCAUAUCAGUAAUCAGAGCAGUCCUGCAAGCUAUGAAGCUUUUCCUCAACCGUUACUUGCGCCCCACCCUCUCUCACACGCACAUAUCAUGUACGACGUCUUGUUUAACCAAGGUGGAGCCUAGCACACACGUCUCUCCCUAUCCACCUGCUAGAAUGACACAACAGGAUGUAGAGUUUUGCUGAAAGUGAGCGAGUUCUCGCUCCUUUGAUAUCCACGGUUCCAUAUCAGUGACUGUAAAUCUGGUCGUUUUGAAAGGACUUGGACUGGAUGGCAACUGUCACCAGAUCCUUGUUAAUGUGGCUCAUCCCUCCUCCCUUGAGUUCUGAAAUGAACUCCUUGUCCUAGGGUUUCACUCAAGCUGCUGCACGCAACUCCCAUUGGUUAUUCAGGGGCGUGAAAAUCUGGUGGCCUCCCAGCUCUUGUACAACAUCUGCUGCACCCACAACCCUUGCUCUUUAAUAGAAGUAAUGAUAAUAAUAACUGGUAAUAUUAUUAUUGUUUUUAUAAUUGCAUCCGUGACGUCCUCUCUUUGGUGCCUACAGAAAAUGUUUUAACUGUCAGACCUGUCAGAUCAUUCAUUGGAUUUGUUUAAAAAAUUGGGAAUUGGGACCGCUUCCCUGAGCAAUCAGCACCCAGGUCUGGCAAGGAGCAUGGCUGUUUGUAUUUGGAGGGAAAAAAACAACUCUUCUCUGCAAAUUGUUUUUGUAGCUGAGCCCUGGUUUGUUUGGCGCAGUGUGGAAAGUGGAAGGUGGGGGCUAGGCAGAUGUGGACCUUUUUUUUAAUUUUUUUUUUUUUUAAUUUUCUUUUUUUUAUAACAAGUAUUGUUUUUUGUUGUUUUCAAACUGUUGAUCUGUGGUUGUGUGAUACCUGGAGAUUCCUAUCUGCAGCCAACCUGAGGUGAAUCAAACGUCACUCAGUUGGGGAGUCUGCACAGAGAUACGGCUGUUCGGAGUCAGUUUACCUCCCCAAGGAGACGGGCACAACCAUGUGUGCUAAAGCUGGUUAGUCCACAGGGCUCGCACAGAUUGCCUGUCUCAGGAGAGCCAAUUGAUAAAGUGUAAGCAACAUUUUGAAUGGCAAUUUUUGAAACAAUAUGGAUUAAUUUUCACUACACUGUUCUAGAAUUGUAAUUGCAAUGUAUAAUUUAUUUUCUAAUUAUGUUGUGGCUCAUAACUUCUUUGCUAGGUGUACUGUCUUCAUGAGUUUUUUUUUUUUUUUUUCUUAAUCUUUCUUUUGUGUGAACUCCAGUUAAACUCCACUGUUAAACGGUCGUUUGAAGAAGUACUGGAAGGCAUUUUUCCCAUAUGCUGUAGGUGAUUAGUGAAAAAGCAUUUUAUGUUAAUUUUGCUAGGGGAUAGAAGGUACAUAUCUGCAGCAAUGUUGUUGUUUUUUUUAACUGUGAAUUUUCUUUUACUCCUGGGACAAACCAGUAGGCAUCACAGAAUGUUCUAAAAUGGGCUUUUAAACCUUUUUUAUGUUUAUGCCAGUUCCUUUUUUUAAAGAAAGAGCAAUGAUUUUGCUUGCCACAUAAAUUGAAGGUAUAGAUUUGUAUUAAAAUGUCAGUAUUUUCUUAUCAAUUCUCUAUGAUGUACAUUUGUAUCACAUUUAAUGAACAUAUUUUAAAAUUAAAAUAUAAAUAUAUAGAUGCACAUCUAUAAUAGUCAAUUCUAUGAGCUGUACAAAAUAAACUUAUGACUAGAACUUG